AUGGGCUUCGGCGCGUUCGAAGGCGCGGCCGCGCUCAUGGGCGCGCAGUCCGUGACGUCGACGGGCGUGCCCCAGAACACGAACCCGCUCCUCGCGCCGUCGAAGACGAUCCACGUCGGCAACCUCAACGCGGCCGUCACGCCCGACGUGCUCCGCCAGAUCUUCUCGUGCAUCGGCUCCGUCGUCGACGUCCGCGUCGCGGGCGACGGCCGCUACGGCUUCGUCGACUUCGCGGACGCGGACGCGGCGACGGCGUCCGUCGCCAUGCACGGCACGCUCGUCUGCGGCACGUCGAUCCGCGUCGAGAAGGCCAUGCAGCCGCGGCUCUUCGCGCAGUCGAAUCAGCCGACGCCGCUGCCGCCGGUCGGCGCGGCGAACCCGGCGGCCGCGCUCCUCGCGUUCCAGGCGACGCAGGCGUCGGCGCUCAACAAGCCCUCCGUGCCCGAGUUCUCGGGCCUCGCGGGCGUCACGAGCCCCGCGGUGCUCGCGGCGCUCGCGCGCCAGGUCGAGGGCGCGGGCCGGCGCGCGGGCGGCGCGCCGCCCGUCACGGCGGAAGCGGACCCGAACUUCGCGUUCCUCAACCCCGCGCAGCAGCGCGCGGCCCUCGAGGCGAAGCACCGCGAGAAGCUCACGGGCGCGAAGAACAUCUCCGGCUGGGGCGUCGCGAAGCGCCGCGACAGCGACAGCGACGACGACUCGCGCGACCGCCGCCGCCGCCGCGGCCGCGACCGCGACCGCGGCCGCUCGGACCGCCGCCGCCGCCGCGACCGCGGCGACUCCCGGUCCCGGUCCCGGUCCCGCGGCCGCCGCCGCCGCCGGUCCCGGUCCCGGUCCCGGUCCUCGAGCCGCCGCCGCCGCCGGUCCCGGUCGCCGAAGAAGCGGCGGUCGCCGUCGCCCGACGCGCCCAAGCCCGCGGACGCGCCCAAGCCCGGCGGCGACGCCGGGCCCGCGGCCGGGGACCCGCCCAAGGAAGAGCCGGCCGAGGCGCCCGCCGGCGCGCCCGCGCCGGCCGAGCCCGCGCCCGGCGACGCCGAGCACGAGAGCGCCGCCGCCUUGGCCGCCGUGCGCGCCUCGAAGGCGAACUGCUUCGAGCCCCGGUUCCGCGCGUGGUGCUUCUCCGCGAGGCUCGUGGCGAGCUUGACGCUGACGUGGCUCACGCACGCCGCGUGCUGCCAGCUCUCGCAGGCGACGCACUGCACGUACUCCCGCGACGCCUGCUCCGAAUUCCGCACGAACUCGCCGCAGUCGCAGUCGACGACGUAG
Molecule: messenger RNA, 1263 nt
Organism: Aureococcus anophagefferens
Lineage: Eukaryota; Pelagophyceae; Pelagomonadales; Pelagomonadaceae
Exons: 4
Coding region: 1-1263 (420 amino acids)
Molecular function (GO): RNA binding
Source: RefSeq, a predicted model, not a curated record